CGCACCGGCGGCGGCAGCAUCAUCACCUGGCGCUGCGGCGGGGCGGGGCGCGGCGCUGCGUUGUCUGCGGCGCGCUGCAGCCCCGGGCGCUGGUUGGCGGCUUAAAGCAGCGGAGCCGCCGCCGCAAGGGGCGUUCAGGGCAGUUGGGGCCGCAGCCGCGAGGGGUGUGCAGAGCAGUUGCGGCCGCCGUCGCGCGCACUGCUCGGCAGCGCAGGGAGCAGCCAUGGAGGGGAAGCAGCAGCAGCCUCCUCAGCGGGAGCCGGGCCCCGGCGAUCUGAAGGUGCCGGGGGCCGCGGGCGAAGAGCCGCGCUCCGAGGGGAAGGAUGCGGGCGCCGACGCGGUGGGCAGACCGCUGGGACCCACGCCGAGCCAGAGCCGCUUCCAGGUGGACCUGGUGGCCGAGGCGCCCCGCAGGGCCAACGGAGACGGCGGUACGGCGGGGAAGGGCAGCGAGGAAGCCAAGGGCCGCUUUCGGGUGAAUUUCGUCGACCCGUCGGCCGGCGGCGAGAGUCCUAGCGAGCCCGGUGGCGGCGGCAGCUCGGAGGGCGCCAACGUCAGCUUCCAGAACGGCGGCGACACGGUGCUGAGCGAGGGCAGCCUGCACUCCGGCGGGCACCACCACUACUACUACGACACCCACACCAACACCUACUACCUGCGCACCUUCGGCCACAACACCAUGGACGCCGUGCCCCGCAUCGACCACUACCGCCACACGGCCGCCGAGCUGGGCGAGAAGCUGAUCCGGCCCAGCCUGGCCGAGCUGCACGACGAGCUGGACAAGGAACCCUUUGAAGAUGGCUAUGCAAAUGGAGAGGAAGGAAUGCCAGCUGGAGAUGCAGCUGCUGCUUACCAACCUGACAGCAAAGGGAUAGUUAAAUUUGGUUGGAUAAAAGGUGUAUUGGUACGAUGUAUGUUAAAUAUUUGGGGUGUGAUGCUCUUCAUCAGACUAUCGUGGAUCGUAGGACAAGCUGGAAUAGGUCUGUCUGUCGUUGUUAUUGCAAUGGCCACUGUUGUGACAACUAUUACAGGAUUGUCUACUUCAGCUAUAGCCACAAAUGGAUUUGUAAGAGGAGGAGGAGCAUAUUACUUAAUUUCCAGAAGUUUGGGACCAGAGUUUGGUGGAGCCAUAGGUCUAAUUUUUGCAUUUGCCAAUGCUGUUGCAGUAGCAAUGUAUGUUGUUGGCUUUGCAGAAACAGUUGUGGAGCUCCUUAAGGAAAAUGGAACACUGAUGAUCGAUGAAAUGAAUGACAUUAGAAUCAUAGGAGCCAUCACCGUGGUUAUAUUGCUAGGUAUUUCUGUUGCAGGAAUGGAAUGGGAAGCAAAAGCACAGAUAGUCUUAUUGGUGAUCCUCAUACUUGCUAUUGGAGACUUUGUAAUAGGAACAUUUAUUCCUUUGGACAGCAAGAAGGCUAAAGGUUUCUUUGGUUAUAAAGCUGAAAUAUUUAUGGAGAAUUUUGGACCAGAUUUCCGAAAUGAGGAAACUUUCUUCUCUGUAUUUGCUAUUUUCUUCCCUGCUGCAACUGGCAUACUUGCUGGUGCAAAUAUCUCAGGUGAUCUUGCGGAUCCUCAGUUAGCCAUACCUAAAGGAACACUGUUGGCCAUCUUGAUUACUACGUUGGUUUACAUGGGAAUUGCAGUAUCUGUAGGCUCCUGUGUUGUUCGAGAUGCCACAGGGAACAUUAAUAACACCAUUAUCACUGAGCUGACAAAUUGCACUACUGCCGCUUGCAAGUUAAACUAUGAUUUCUCAUCCUGUCACACAAAGUGUCACUAUGGGCUGAUGAACAAUUUUCAGGUGAUGAGCAUGGUGUCAGGAUUUGCACCGUUGAUUUCUGCAGGCAUUUUUUCAGCCACCCUGUCAUCUGCAUUAGCAUCUCUUGUGAGUGCACCUAAAAUCUUCCAGGCUUUGUGCAAGGAUAACAUCUAUCCAGGAUUUCAGAUGUUUGCUAAAGGCUAUGGGAAGAACAAUGAACCACUGAGAGGAUAUCUUCUAACAUUUUUAAUUGCUCUUGGAUUCAUACUAAUCGCUGAACUGAACGUCAUUGCUCCAAUUAUCUCUAACUUUUUCUUGGCUUCUUAUGCCUUGAUUAACUUCUCUGUAUUCCAUGCUUCUCUUGCAAAAUCUCCAGGCUGGCGUCCUGCUUUCAAAUACUACAAUAUGUGGAUUUCUCUUGUUGGAGCCAUUCUGUGCUGCAUUGUGAUGUUUGUCAUUAAUUGGUGGGCUGCACUUCUAACGUAUGUCAUAGUCCUUGGACUCUACAUUUAUGUCACUUACAAGAAACCAGAUGUGAACUGGGGAUCAUCAACUCAAGCUUUGACUUACUUAAAUGCAUUACAGCAUUGUAUUCGUCUAUCUGGAGUGGAAGAUCACGUGAAAAACUUCAGGCCACAGUGCUUAAUUAUGACAGGUGCCCCAAAUGCACGUCCAGCUUUACUUCACCUUGUCCAUGCUUUUAACAAAAAUGUGGGCUUGAUAAUCUGUGGCCAUGUACAUAUGGGUCCUCGGAGGCAAGCUGUGAAGGAGCUAUCAACUGAUUCAGCCAAAUACCAGCGAUGGCUAAUUAAAAACAAGAUGAAGGCUUUCUAUGCACCAGUGCAUGCGGAGGAUUUGAGGGCUGGGGGACAGUAUUUAAUGCAGGCUGCUGGUUUGGGUAGAAUGAGACCUAACACUCUUGUUGUUGGAUUUAAGAAAAACUGGAGACAAAGUGACAUGAGAGAUGUUGAAACCUACAUUAAUUUAUUCCAUGAUGCCUUUGACAUUCAGUAUGGUGUGGUUGUCAUCCGCCUAAAGGAGGGCUUAGACAUUUCUCAUCUUCAGGGGCAAGAAGAGUUACUGUCAUCCCAAGAAAAAUCUCCAUGUUCCAAGGAUGUCAUAGUAAAGGUGGAUUAUAGCAAGAAGGCUGAGACAGACACUUCUGUAGCUUUUGUUCCAUCGUCUAGUGAGAGAACUCCUGCUCUGCAUAAAGAGGAGGACGAGGAUGGAAAGACUCCAACACAACCACUGUUGAAAAAAGAUUCAAAGAGCCCGUCUUCUCCUUUAAAUUUGGCUGACCAAAGACUUCUUGAUGCUAGUAUUCAGUUCCAGAAGAAACAGGGCAAAAGCAAUAUUGAUGUCUGGUGGCUCUUUGAUGAUGGAGGUUUGACACUGUUGAUUCCGUAUCUUAUUACAACGAAGAAAAAAUGGAAAGAGUGUAAGAUCAGAGUGUUCAUUGGUGGAAAAAUAAACAGGAUUGAUCAUGACAGAAGAGCGAUGGCUACCCUGCUCAGCAAGUUUCGGAUAGACUUCUCAGACAUUAUGGUUCUUGGAGAUAUUAAUACUAAGCCAAAGAAAGAAAAUAUUGCAGCUUUUGAAGAAAUGAUAGAGCCCUUCAGACUUCAUGAAGAUGAUAAAGAACAAGAAGUUGCAGAUAAAAUGAAGGAGGACGAACCAUGGAGGAUAACAGAUAAUGAACUUGAGCUUUAUAAAACAAAGACUUACCGGCAGAUCAGGCUAAAUGAGUUGCUCAAAGAACAUUCAAGUGCAGCUAAUGUAAUUGUAAUGAGUCUGCCAGUUGCACGAAAAGGUGCAGUUUCUAGUGCACUAUACAUGGCCUGGUUAGAAGCUCUUUCGAAAGAUCUGCCACCAGUUCUCCUCGUUCGUGGGAAUCAUCAGAGUGUUCUUACCUUCUAUUCCUAAGAGUACUGCACAUGAGACAGCUGCAAGGACAUGGUACUUAAGUGCCCCGGGAAGAGUGACUGAUGUGGUCUAUAGAUUAUUAACAUCACAAAGGCAAAAAGUGACUCUUCUUUCACUAUUUCACUGACUUGAAAGCACACAAGGAAAGUCAAUGUAUUUCUAAAGUUGUGACAUCUUCAGUUUUAUUCUAUAUUUUCUGUAAUUUAAUCUUGCUUAAUGGGGGAGGAUUCCUUGUUAGACUGAAGAACAAGGCAAGCUUUUUGUUUGCUAUUUGAAUAGCAGCAAUAAAAGUGUUUUAUUUUUAAUCAAUGAAAGGAUUAUAGAUUUAUAAAAGCCUUUUAGCCUUGAGGUGCCUUCUGAAAUUAACCAAAUCUCAUCCAUACAUCCUACUUUGUAAAUUUAUAUAGAAUGUCAAAAUCUGCCUUCAACUAAGACUUUAGAUCAGACUUUCUUUAGUUUUUAGUCUCUUCCAUAUUACAAUAAAAAUGAAUGCUGCUUUUCGGUCUUCCAUUGAGCUAUUAGUUCUUAGUACUGUAUGUUUUCUAAUGUCAGAAAGUUUUGUUGAUUUUUUUUUUAUUAUUAUUAUGUCUGUUAGAUUUUAAAUAAAGGUGAGAAUUGGGGCAGGUCAGUUGAACAAAGACAAAUCCUUGAUGUUGUCUGGACUUUGUUUUACUUUAACUGUUACAAAAUUUAAUUCUGUUUCAAAAUAAAACUGUACUGUUAGAGAGGACCCUUUUUUUUUUUUUUGAAAUUUGACACUGUGGUCUUCUUUGGCAUUAGUCUGAAACACACAGCUGAAGUUAGCUAAUGGUGGUGAAGGCUGCUGUAUAAAUCUGUAGUUCUAACAUGAAACAAUUCAUCUUGCAGACUAAGGCCAUUCACCUCCUUAAAAAGUGGAAGGAAGGUCCUGUCCUAGUUCCUGGCCGAUUGAUGUUUUGGUGUCACUUAGAACUUAUUUUGAAACAGAACUCAACUUAAGGCUUAAAUGGGGAUAAUAUGAGCAACGUGAUACUAUCUAACAGAAAACAGUAAACACUAUGUGGAAUCUUGCUAUCCAAAAAAAAAAAAAAGCAAAAGCUAAAGUUCGCUCGCAUUUCUCAACAAAUGGUUAAAAGGACCACUAGUUACUAGGGGAGAUGUUUUUAGUCAAUUCAUUCAGUUGUCAGAAAAUAUAGCUAGUCUUAUUAAAAUAUACUCAGGUUUGAUCAUCUACCAGGUUAGAUUUUUUCCAUGCAUUCUACUUUAUACAUUUUCUAUGUUCAAUCAAGAAACUGCCAAUCCUGUGUGCCCUCUCAUUGUAUGUUUCGACAACUUCAUAUUUUAGUCUACUAUAUGAACACCUACACAAGAAAUUAUACUUGGGCCUUUAUACAGAGGUUAGUAAUGUGAACUGUUUUUUAAAUUCCUAUAUAUUUUGGAUAGAAAGGAUUGCCUAAAAACAUUUCACAAGCUUUUGAUAUUAGUGUUGGACAUGCUAAGAGAUCAGUUUACCAGUGCUUCAGUGACUUUCAUUUAAGGAUGCACAGAAAAGUUGUAUUAUGCUAAAUACAAGAUCUAAUUAAAAUGUAUCUGUUCCUUUUGAAGAAUAAAGCAAUUAGUCAUUGUGUGGCAACAUAAAGCUUCAAGUUAUGAUUCAAGAUAAAAAAUAUAUAUUCUACAUGGUGCAGUAUACACUGUCAAUUUCUUGGUGAACUGCAAAGUUGUUUCCAUUAUUUCAUCAAUUGGAUUUAAGUCUAUUGAAUCAUUUCACCUAAACAAGAACAUGCAUGUUUUGCUGCUAAGUGUGAGAUAACUGAUGCCAGCAUGAACCCAGCUUCUUACAAUAAAAAUUAUGGUAAGACAGUUUGCAGUAAGAGUCCUACUUCCUUCUAAGUGAGGGGUGGAAAUUCAAGUUAGCAUUGUGUCUAUUACAGGUUUCACUGUGGUUUUUGGGGAAUAUGAAUGUCACAUUGUGAAUAAGGAAUCAUUGCCAUGUUUCUUCUUGUUUUGUGGGUUACACUCUAUUGAACAGAUGGACAGUAAGGCAUAGACUUAGUGCUGCUAUCUUAAAAAAUAAAAUAAAAAUUGUGCACAGGUACACUUAUUUAAAAGGUUUUUUGCCCAUUCAGGAAACCAUUGCUUGUGAUCUGUAACACAAACCAAAUGAAGUGUGUGUAUACAUGCAUAUAUGUGUAUAAAAUUAUAUAAAAUAUAUCUAAAUAUGCAUAUGGGGAUAGUUAGGGUGAUGUCUGUGAAAUACUAUAGGAUGCUUUUCACAUAUGCACUCUCAGAAGUCCACUAACGCUAGGCAUGAGGUCAACUUUCAAGAUUAUUUGCUACACUAAAACUUCAACAGUUAAUAGUAAUUGUUAGCAACAAAUGCUAGUUAGUGGCAGUCACUCCUACUUCUGCUUUGAUUUUGACGCCAAAUUUAGUUAAGUUCCAGUCGUGGUUAAUUACUUCAAAAAUGAAAUAUCACUAACACGUGGAAAUUCAUACUUUCUAUAGAUUAGGUUUCUUUGUAUGGGUUUAGAAAGAGAGCAAUAGCUGGAGAAAAUCGAUUAUUUAUUUGCUCACUCUGUAUUUUUAUUUAGGUUUCCUUUUACAUACAUUCUUUUUAUAUGCUUUUCUGUCAUUGCAUAUUUAAAAAUAACUGAAAAUAAUUUAAAGGUUUGAGCAUUUGUGGGUAAUACCCACUUGGUUUGAAGAUGUAAUAUUUGAUACUGUACUGUAACUGUCACACACAAAUGCUUUUCUAAUGUUUUAAUGUAACUAUUGCAGUUAAUACUUUGUACCAUGGGGAUGUCACUGCAAUAAAAGGAAGUGAAUUCAAUACAA
Molecule: messenger RNA, 6496 nt
Organism: Numida meleagris (helmeted guineafowl)
Lineage: Eukaryota; Metazoa; Chordata; Aves; Galliformes; Numididae
Gene: SLC12A2
Product: solute carrier family 12 member 2
Exons: 27
Coding region: 224-3679 (1151 amino acids)
Biological process (GO): potassium ion import across plasma membrane; chloride ion homeostasis; chloride transmembrane transport
Cellular component (GO): membrane
Molecular function (GO): sodium:potassium:chloride symporter activity; ammonium channel activity
Source: RefSeq, a predicted model, not a curated record